Peronospora matthiolae is the source of this 225-nucleotide messenger RNA. The record is from the annotation of a GenBank genome assembly. Lineage: Eukaryota; Oomycota; Peronosporomycetes; Peronosporales; Peronosporaceae.
AUGCGUGCAGUCGGAAAGAGUACUUCUCACGCCUCGGCAGCAGGUGAUUCGUCAUCCGUUGUUGUGAACAGUCCACGUGGUGAGUCACCGCGUGCGACAGGCACAUCCGCUCCAUCUGCAGCGGGUACCUCAAAUCGUAAUCAAGACGAGUCUGAAAUCGAGCUCUUCUAUUCUGGCGAGUUGGAUGAUGCAUCCGACUCGAAGGCGACGCCUCACGCCUCGUGA